GUAUCUAAUGAAACAAAGUCUACAUGCCGUGCACUAGUGCUCUCGAUCUUUCCAGACAUUGACCCUGACCACCUCGACGUCCUUUGCGAGGAGCGGCAGUGGUCUUCAAGUGGCGUCCUCGAGCACAUCCUAAACCAGCAGGAGGACGGCAUCCAGUAUCCCACGGCUCUGAAGGCCAACCUCAAGAGAAAGCGC
This is a messenger RNA of Cryphonectria parasitica EP155, 195 nucleotides long. RefSeq lists its product as uncharacterized. The transcript has a single exon. The annotation marks the transcript as partial. Lineage: Eukaryota; Fungi; Ascomycota; Sordariomycetes; Diaporthales; Cryphonectriaceae. The record is from RefSeq and is a predicted model, not a curated record.